UGAGAUGCAUUCUACAUGCUUUUAUGAUGAUGUGUGGAUUAACGAUUACUACAAUCAAAUUACAGAUGUAAUACAGGUUAGAUCUGAUAAAAAACAAUCAAAAGAAAGGAAAGAAGAAAUGAAAUUUGCUGUGGGAAUGAUCGUAACGCUUUCCUCAUCUUUGCCAAAUUGGUGUCGCGAUUCACGAACUUAUGGGGUGAUAAUUGGUUGGCAUGAUAAAUGUGAAUUUACGACGCUAAAUGAGGAAAAUGAGGUGUCUCCAUUUUUGAAUAGAUAUUAUUAUGAUAACAGUGAUGUAAAUGGAGAGCAUUUAAAUUCCAACCAACCGCACUACACAAUUCUCGCCGAAAAUAAUAAAAUGUUUUAUGCGGCACAAGAUCUGAUAUCGAAAUGUCUACCAAAAGAAAUCAAUAAUAUAGCAAUAGGGCGAUACUUUUAUAGAUUUGAGGGUACUCAUUACGUACCAAAUAAAAACCUGCAACAAAGGUAUCCAUAUGAUAUACAAUAUCAUACAGAAUGUAUCACAAAUUUUGGUAAAUGAUUUUUGGUCAAUAUGUCGAAGGGAACCUCUUCGAACUUGACGUAUAUUGUCAAGGUUGCU
Molecule: messenger RNA, 601 nt
Organism: Camponotus floridanus (Florida carpenter ant)
Lineage: Eukaryota; Metazoa; Arthropoda; Insecta; Hymenoptera; Formicidae
Product: F-box only protein 21-like
Exons: 2
Coding region: 5-541 (178 amino acids)
Molecular function (GO): DNA binding
Source: RefSeq, a predicted model, not a curated record